Molecule: messenger RNA, 852 nt
Organism: Sphenostylis stenocarpa
Lineage: Eukaryota; Viridiplantae; Streptophyta; Magnoliopsida; Fabales; Fabaceae
Source: the annotation of a GenBank genome assembly
AUGAUGAAACCUUUCAUCUACAGCAAAGAAGUGACAGCAGAAGGAACCAAGAAACCUAUCUCUCAGGCAGAAGAAGUGCUAAACUGGCAAACAAAAAAUGCUUUAGCCCAGAAUAGCCUACUACAAAAGAUUGAAAGAAAAAUGGAUAAAAUUGAAUUGUCCAUAGAGAAAGAGAUCGGAGGCAUGAAUUCCAGGCUACAAAAGCACUAUGCAGAAUUGAAGGAGAAGAUGGAAAGACUUGAAGAGGAGACAAGAAAAAUUAAAGAAACAAGGAGAUUCAACAACCUGCUCAUUGAAAAAGAAAGAGAGUUACAAAAAACCAGAGAGCAGUAUGAAGAACUUGUCCAUUAUGUAGAAGAGAAAAAGAAGAUUCCCAUCUUCGAAGAUGAACCUUACUAUGUAAGGCCAUCAAAAGUAUUUCCAACAAUUUCAAGACAAUCUCUUAAACCAACUCCACUUUUUCCCCCAAAAGACUCUCCACAAAGACACAGAGAUUGGUUUAAAGAAAAAAGAAAAGAGAAAGAAUCUGAAGAAGAAAUUUCUCCUGAGCCUACACCUGAACCUUCUCCUAAGAAAACAGAAGUCUCUUCUGAUGAAAAGAUUUUCCAAGAUGCCGAAGACCCUUAUUCUCAAUACACAAUCCACCAUAUCAGUUCAGAUGAUUCAAUUCCUUCUUCUGAUGAAGAAUCAGUGGAAUCUUUUGAAGAAAACACUGAAACAGAAGAAGCAGAAUUGUAUUUGUCUGCUUUCUUGGAUAUUGACAAGUGGCAUCACUCUUUCUUCUUGAUCAUGGAAAGGUCCAGAGUCUCCAUCUGUUCAUAUGAUUCUGGAUGUGCAAAAUAUGGCCUGUGA